This is a messenger RNA of Procambarus clarkii (red swamp crayfish), 1355 nucleotides long. Lineage: Eukaryota; Metazoa; Arthropoda; Malacostraca; Decapoda; Cambaridae. The record is from RefSeq and is a predicted model, not a curated record.
AUGAUGAGACAGGCCAACUGUCAGUGGCCAUGACAGCACCGGGGGUACCACACGUGCCGCCGACGCCCUCCUCCGUAACCACCAUCACCAACAUUACCAAACACCUGUAUAACUCUUCUUACUAUACUUGGUAAGCCUGGCCCAGUGCAUGGGCCAGCAAGAGCCAGCACCGCGCCGCUAGACAAAGAGGGAAGCCUAGGCAAGCCUCGUCCAGUAUAUUUCAGAACACAGAACAAAUAUAUUAUUGUAACUACAGAAACAUGGAUAUAUGAAGAAAACUGAGCAACAAAUAUCAACCCAGAACUAAGUCAACUCUCAUGCUAGGGACGGUUGAGGGCCACAGGGCGUGACCGUGACAAGACUGAUCUUAUCGAGACCCUGAAAAUACUAAACAAUUUGGAGAAUAUUAAUUUAAUCGAGACCACUCCUUUGAAAGAUCAAAUGUAACACAAACAAGGAGCAGCGGUUCCAACCUCAAGUCAAAUUCAGGGAAAACAGAGGCAGUAGGUGAUGAUGCCUGGGCGACUGGGUUUGGGAGUAAGAAGGACUCGCUGGUCCGUGGUCUUGUCCGUCCUGGGCGUCGGUUGGCUCGUUGCUACCUCCAUCACCGCCUUCGGCAUGUACAUGAUCGCCUGCCAUGCUAACUUCCCUCCGCAUGGCUCUGUUACCAAGACUACCUCCAGGCAAGGCAGCGAAAUCACUCAAGAAAAGACAAGUGGAAGAACUGAGCACGCCCAGUGGGGCGGAUGUGAAGGCGGAUGGACGCUGGAGGAGGGUCACGUGGUGCUGGUGGUGGGUUCCCUCCUCAACAUGGUGCUCCUGGUCACCAUGUUGGUCCUCCUCGUCCACGAGCGACGCGUCCUCAUCAUCGCUAAGGACCCGCCUCCGGACUACGAGUCGCUCAUCAAGGCUGAGACGCCGCCCCCGACCUUUGCUGACCUGCACCUCAACGACUCCUUCACUGUCGCCUGCACCCCCACACAUCACUCACCACCCACCCAAGUCUCCACCCACGAUCCGGGAUCCAUCCAUGUCUCCAUUGACGACCUUGUACCCACCUAUAUCUCCACCCAUGAUCCAGCACCCACCUAUAUCCCCACCCACGACCUUGCCCCCAUCCACGACCCGGUGCCCACCUCUUUCCCUGCCCACCCUCCUCCCAUGGUACCGGUAUACCCAGCACCAUCGUGAAGAGUCUCCCAUGACAAGUUAUGCCUCAAUUUCAGCAUGAUACAGAUUAAUUUAUUGUAACCUUAUUGUAUCUUGUGACGUUAGCUGUAAUACACGUUAGUAUCGCAAGUGUUGCUACGUGUUGCUGAAGUCAGGUGUCUUGCUAAGUAAAUAGUUAAACAAUA